Vitis riparia (riverbank grape) is the source of this 1215-nucleotide messenger RNA. Its product is annotated as probable polygalacturonase At3g15720. Gene Ontology annotation, biological process: carbohydrate metabolic process. NCBI's taxonomy places the organism in Eukaryota, Viridiplantae, Streptophyta, Magnoliopsida, Vitales, Vitaceae. Bases 1 to 1215 code for a protein of 404 amino acids. The record is from RefSeq and is a predicted model, not a curated record. Gene Ontology annotation, molecular function: polygalacturonase activity. The transcript is spliced from 9 exons.
AUGGUAACAUUAUCCAGCUUCAGUAGUACUACAAAUGCAAGCUCGCCUUAUUUUGAUGUGAUGAAUUAUGGAGCUGUUGGUGAUGGAAAAACCGAUGAUUCGCAGGCAUUUCUGAAGGCGUGGAAUGAAACCUGCAAAGUUCAACAACAGCGUGCUACCCUUAAUAUACCGGCAAAGACAUUCUUAUUGAAUCCUAUCCAAUUUUUGGGUCCAUGUGUGCCCACAAGUAUUAAUGUUCAGGUUGUAGUGCCAACAAAAGCUUUGAUGCCAACAAUGAAUUUGGGACACUUCAUAACACGGGUAGCAGCAAAAAUUAUAGCAAGCACCAAUAAAUCCCUAUUUUCAAACAAUCAUUGGCUUCUCUUCUCAUAUGUGAAAGGGCUUACUUUGACCGGGAGUGGAACUAUAGAUGGCCAAGGGGCAGGUUCAUGGCAAGAGAGAAGGGGAGUAGCUGCGUUGAAGUUUUAUACUUGCCCAAACCUAGUACUGCAAGGAUUGACACAUAUCAAUCCCCAAAAAGCCCAUAUCAUUUUGACAAAAUGUGAUGGAGCAAACAUCAAUAACAUCACUAAAAGUGCCCCUGAAGCUGCCCCUAACACAGAUGGUAUUGACAUUGCUAGCUCAAACCAUGUUCAAAUUCGGAACUCCAAAAUUGGAACAGGUGAUGACUGCAUUGCUAUUAGUGCAAGAUGUUCCUUUAUCAAUAUAACCGGCGUCACAUGUGGACCUGGCCAUGGUAUUAGCAUUGGAUCACUGGGAGAUCCUGGAUCAGGUGACUUCGACACAGUGUCAGAAGUACAUGUACGGAGUUGUAAUUUUACAGGACGAAACACUACUGGAGUUAGGAUCAAGACAUGGCAGGGAGGGGAGGGAGAAGUAAAGAAAAUAACAUAUGAAGACAUUAUGUUUGACAAUGUCCACUACCCAAUUGUCAUUGAUCAAUUUUACUGCCCUAACAAUGCCUGCAAAAACCAUACCGGUACCGGUUCACUGGCAAUAAGCGAUGUAUUGUACACCAGAAUAACUGGGACCUCAAGUGGAGAUGAGGUGAUAUCUUUGAAUUGUGGUACCAGAAAUUCAUGCAACAAUAUUGUGCUUGAUGAUAUCCACUUAAAGAGCUCAGAUCCAACGAAGACGGCUUAUGCUCAUUGUCUUAAUGUUAAUGGAAGAGCAUCAAAUGUAGAACCUUCUGCUGACCAAUGCAUGCAUUCCUGA